Messenger RNA from Caenorhabditis briggsae, 1572 nucleotides. The transcript is spliced from 9 exons. NCBI's taxonomy places the organism in Eukaryota, Metazoa, Nematoda, Chromadorea, Rhabditida, Rhabditidae. Gene Ontology annotation, cellular component: nucleus. Bases 1 to 1572 code for a protein of 523 amino acids. The record is from RefSeq and is a predicted model, not a curated record.
AUGACUGAAAAGAUUCUAUUCUACGUAUACCGCGACUCUGGAACAUCAUCAGAAAGCCUCAUCCGUUCUCUCGUAGAAGAACUCAAGAACUUUGUGUUUAGUGGUCGAGGAAUUUCGUUCACUUCAAAAGGAUACUCGGGAAUUCCACUCCUUGGGGAGCUGCACAUUGACUCGCCCGAAGACGACAUUUGGAAGGUUCUAGCGGUUCUUUUCAAAAUCAGUGCUAUAGAAGAGGGACUUAUUUUUAAAGUGCACACCGAGGACUACGAUCGGAAUCCGUUGGUUGUGGAGGCUAGAAAAAGCGACGUGCUGCCGGACUGGGCCAAGACAACGAAGAUUUUUGCGGAGAAUGUAUUUGGCAUGAACGGCGUGAUUCAUCUAAUCUCACCGACAGUCACCGAAAAGUUCCCGAAGCGUUCGCAGGUCGACACACUACGUGCAGUGCCAAACAAAACUAGGAAUAUUCUGGUUACAGAAUCGCUUAGUGAAGUAAGUCUGGGGGAUAACCGUUCUUUUUUUUUUUUGAAAUCCGCUACACCUAAUUAUAUGACUGGUUUUGGACAACCUAAGCUGAAUUCGGCGGCUUCGAGAAACUUUGGUAUGCAUAACACCAGCAUCAAUGUGCCCGCUUCAAUGGCGUAUGUGGCCCGCCAGCGUCCGGAUAUUCUAAGUCUCGCUAUCCGAGAGUUCAUCGGAUUGGACGAGAACAAGAUCAAGGAGCUCGAGAAGAGACUCGCCGACGAACAAGAUCGAGUGAUGAUUCAUACGAGCAUCAAUGAUACGGAUUGGAAGGAAGUCACUGCCGUAGCGGAUAUCGAAUCUCCAACUGACAUCGUCUCUCACCGUGUCUCCCUAGCUCUACUAGCUUUUGAUGAGAAGCAUGCUUCAAUUCCAAAUGGAGUUGCAGUACCAGUCAGUGGCCUAUUCCAAAAAGUUGGCGAUCGCUUUGAACGCGAGCAUUUGGAAUCGCUGCGUGCUCAGUUUUUCGGAGCACCUCAAUCGGCCACUCACCUUUAUCAAACUGCAAAAGCUUUGGUCACCGGGAAUCACAUCCAGGAGUGCCGUAAAAUUUUUGUUGAUGAAGGAUCAACCAGCAAUCGAGAAUCAGACUGCUCCGCCAACGAGGAGGAUAACAGCAAUGUGAAAUAUGCGAAGAAACAGGUGUUCAAGAAAAAGAAGAGGAGUGGAAACUACGGAAAAAAGCGGGAGCUUGCGGCGAUUAUCGACCACUCUAUUGCUCCCGAACUGCCGAACGAACCGGAAUACCAGCCGCCCGACAAUUCGGCGUUCUUGAAAAAGUUUGAGCGAGCGGUGAACGGUGAUGAUUAUUAUAAGGCCUCUUCUGACGAGUACUCAUUGGGUGAGGAGGAAGAUCUCGACUUGUUCAUGGCAAAACCACGUAAGAAGGUGUUAGAGGAGAUGAAGAACAAGAAUAAGAUCAAGUUGGGGAUCAAAGUUGCCGAGAAGCUGCCUACAGUAACCGAUGAUGAGGAGAUUGAUGUGGCUGAUAUGCUUCGUGCAGCACCGCCGAUUGCGGAUGCCGAGGAUUUUGAAGAUUUCGAUGAUAUUUGA